AUGGCAGCUGCUGAACAAACGAACAAUGAUCUUAGGGAGGAGGUUAGUAGCCUCAAAGAAGGUAUGGAAAAGAUAACUGCAAUGAUGAUGGACAUGAUGGCCGCACAGGCACAAGCCUCUCAAGCAAAAAUUGUUCAGACUGUUCAGGGAGAUGUUGAAGUCUCUCAGCCUGCUGGUUCUACUGCAACUAUUGGUACUACACAGCCUUUGGUGAAUCAGUUUUCCUCUGGUGAUAUGACAAAUAUGUAUAGUUCAGGGUUUCGUCCUACUGGCUCACUUGGUUUUUCUAUCCCUCCUCAGUAUCAUAUGCCGCCAGGCUAUCCGUGGGGCAUGCCACUCGCAAAUAAUGAAGGUGUUCGUCAUAAUGCACCAGAAAUGCAGCUUCCUUUUGGACAUCAACAAACACCGUUUUAUCAGUCCGGCCAGCCUUUUCCUCAGGCCACUAUGACCUAUGCUGGACCCCUUGUUCAUGCUGCUCAUCAAGAAGAAGAACAGGUUUAUCACUCCAAUAGUGUGGCUGGUGAUGAUAGGGUGGGAAACUUGGAAGAAAGGUUUGAGGCGGUGCACAAAGAGUUAAAGACUAUCCGCGGUAAAGAAAUGUUCAGUCAGAAUGUGAAUGACCUCUGCUUGGUUCCAGAUGUGGUGAUACCUCAUAAGUUUAAAAUGCCGAUCUUUGAAAAGUACACAGGGGAUACUUGCCCUGAGAUGCACUUAGUCACAUAUGUCAGGAAGAUGGUAGCUCACAAGAAUAAUGAGCCUCUGCUUAUUCACUGUUUCCAGGACAGUUUGACUGGUCCCGCACACACAUGGUAUAUGAAUUUGAAGGGCAUCACAACCUUUGAGGAAUUGGCCAAUGCUUUCAUCCAACAGUACAAGUAUAACUCUUAUCUGGCACCUAACCGGAAAGAACUGCAAUCUAUGACUCAGGGUGAUAAGGAAUCUUUCAAGGAAUACGCUCAGCGCUUCAUUCAAAAGUCUGCUCAGAUCCGUCCGCCUCUAGAUGAAAGAGAAGUGUCUGAUCUAUUCUAUGAGACUCUGAGCCCUUUCUACUCAGAGAAGAUGCUUGGUUGUGCUUCACAAAAGUUUACUGAUAUGGUAGAUAUGGGUGUGCGCAUUGAAGAUUGGGUCCGUAAGGGACGUGUGAGUAAAGAUGGUGCUUCUUCAGGUGGUUCAUCUAAUGGUAAUAGGAAGUUCGGAAAUGGGUACUCAAAGAAGAACGCUCAAGAGGUUGGCAUGGUGGCCCAUGGCGGAUCCCAGCCUAUAUACCCUAGCUACCCCUAUGUUGCUAACAUUCCAUCACCUACCCCAACUCCACAAAAUCCAAACUAUCAACUACAAAGGCCUCAAACACCCCAUCCAUAUUAUCCACCACUAUAUCAACCACAACCUUAUCAACCCCAACCGUUUUAUCAACAACCAUACUAUCCCCCACCACCUCAACAACAACAGCCUCGCCCUCGAGCUCAACAACAACAGCCUCGCCCUCAAAGAAACCAAUUUCCCCCUAUCCCCAUGACGUAUGAAGCCUUGUUACCUUCCUUGCUUGCCAGAGGUCUUGUUCAGACCCGACCACCUCCUCGUGUGCAGAACCCUUUACCCCCUUGGUUUCGUGCUGAUCGAAAUUGUGCCUUCCAUCAAGGGGCACCAGGACACGAUAUUGAACACUGUUAUCCCCUUAAAGAGGCAGUUCAAAAGUUGAUUCACAGCAAAGAUUUAUCAUUCACUGACCCGAACCCUACUGCUCCAGACCAUCCUCUGCCACCCCAUGGGCCUACUGUUAACAUGGUUGAAGAUUAUCAAGAAAGGGCUCUUGUCACUCGCUCUCAGGAUAUCAAAACUCCGUUGGUUCCAUUACAUGUGAAGAUGUGUGAGGCAGCUAUGUUUAGCCACAAUCAUAAUAUUUGUGAAGUAUGUUCUGUGGAUCCCCGCGGUUGCGCGCAGGUUCAAGAUGAUGUGCAAGGGCUAAUGGAUCGGGGAGAGCUGGUAGUCACGAGGGAAGACAAGAGUGUAUGUGUUGUAAUCCCUGUGUUCAAGGAUAGUGCGAAACCAAUUGAUGGUGUUACUCCAGUGUUCAAGGACAAUUCCAAGCCAGCUGUCACUCCUCUUGUGAUUUGUGUGCCGAGACCCGAGCCGUUUUUCUCUCCAAACGCCAUGCCGUAUAACUAUGAACCUACAAGCAUAGAGAAUGGUAAAGAGAUAUCCUGGAGUCCUUCAACUUCCGUGAGUAACAUUGCGGAGAGUAGUCAAAUUCUGAGAAGUGGACGUAUCCUUCCGGUUGUUGUGCAAGCAAAGAAGAAAGCUCCGGUGAUAGAGUCAGUGCCAAUACAAGAUCCUAGCAAGGGUAAGAGUGUGGUUCAACCUGGUGAAACUGAUAAUGAUGAGAUUUUGAAGCUGAUCAAGAAAAGUGAUUAUAAGAUAGUGGAUCAGUUAUUGCAGACUCCAUCAAAGAUUUCUAUCAUGUCACUAUUGACAAGCUCUGAUGCUCAUAGGGAUGCAUUGAUGAAAGUGUUGAAUCAAGCCUACGUAGACCAUGAUGUGACUUUGGGUCAAUUUGGGAGCAUUGUUGGAAAUGUGACGGCAUGCAACAAUCUGAGUUUCAGUGAUGAAGACCUCCCAGUGGAGGGGAAGAACCAUAAUAUGGCCUUGCAUAUCUCUGUUAUGUGCAAAACAGAUUCUUUGUCCAAUGUCUUGAUAGACACCGGUUCUUCUCUCAAUGUGAUGGCGAAGACGACCUUUGAUAGAUUGACAUAUUCAGAUGGAUUUAUUAGGCCUAGUUGCGUAUCAGUAAGGGCGUUUGAUGGAUCCAGGAAGUCGGUAUGGGGAGAAGUAGAUUUACCUAUCACUGUUGGGCCCCAAGAGUUUAAAGUUACAUUCCAGAUAAUGGAUAUUCAAGCUUCCUAUAGCUGUUUACUUGGUAGACCAUGGAUUCAUGAAGCCGGGGCAGUAACAUCCACCCUUCAUCAAAAGUUAAAGUUUGUGAGUCGUGGAAAACUUGUUACAGUAAGUGGCGAAUCAGCUCUUUUGGUUAGCCAUUUGUCGUCUUUUUCCUUCAUUGGUGGUGAAAGUUCGGAUGGAACGUCAUUCCAAGGACUUUCGGUCGAAAGCGGUACUACAAGAGGUGAAACAUGCAUGGCCUCUCUAAAGGAUGCUCAGAGAGUAAUUCAAGAAGGAAAAGCAGAAGGUUGGGGGAAGUUAGUACAGUUGCCUGAGAACAAGCGCAAAGAAGGUCUGGGUUUCUCCGGCAAUAAGCAAGUGAUGUUCGACCCAACUAGAGGUACUUUUCACAGUGCUGGAUUCAUUAAUGCACCACCUGAGACUAAUGCAAUCUUGGAAGAUCAAUCAGAAGAAGUGGCCCCUGAUUUUGUAACUCCGGGUGGAAACUGCUGCAAUUGGAUUGCUGUUGACAUCCCUUCUGCGAUACCUCUUUCUAAACUGAACAUACAUGAGCCCGUUGAACAUGAUGACCCUAUGUUACCUCCCAACUUUGAGUUCCCAGUUUACGAGGCUUGGGUAGAAGAGGAUGAAGAGAUUCCCGAUGAACUCCGAUGGAUGUUAGAGCAAGAAAGAAAAGCUAUUCAGCCUUACAAGGAAGAAAUAGAGUUGAUCAACCUGGGCACUGAGGAUGAUAAAAAAGAAAUUAAGAUUGGAGCGUCGUUGGAGGCGUCUGUCAAGAAAAAGAUAAUUGAGCUUCUCAGAGAGUAUGAUGAUAUAUUUGCAUGGUCCUACAAAGACAUGCCGGGGUUAGACCAUGAUGUUGUGGAACACCGUUUGCCUUUGAAGCCCGAGUGUCCUCCAGUCAAGCAGAAGUUAAGAAGAUCUCAUCCAGAUAUGGCUCUCAAGAUCAAAGAGGAAGUGCGAAAGCAAAUUGAUGCAGGUUUCUUGAUUACCUCUGAAUAUCCUCAAUGGUUGGCCAACAUAGUGCCCGUUCCAAAGAAAGAUGGUAAGGUCAGAAUGUGUGUUGACUAUCGGGAUUUGAACAAAGCUAGUCCGAAGGAUGAUUUCCCUUUACCUCACAUUGAUGUAUUGGUUGAUAGUACUGCUAGAUGCAAGGUAUUCUCCUUCAUGGAUGGAUUCUCCGGGUAUAACCAGAUCAAGAUGGCUCCAGAAGAUAGAGAAAAGACGUCGUUCAUCACGCCUUGGGGCGCGUUCUGCUACUUGGUAAUGCCAUUUGGGUUGAUAAAUGCUGGUGCCACUUACCAGAGAGGCAUGACUAAAAUAUUCCAUGAUAUGAUACAUAAAGAGAUUGAAGUGUAUGUGGAUGACAUGAUUGUCAAAUCAGGCACUGAAGAAGAACAUGUUGACCAGAAGGGUAUUGAAGUGGAUCCCGACAAAGUCAAAGCUAUCAGGGAAAUGCCUGCUCCAAAGACAGAGAAACAAGUUAGAGGUUUUCUAGGAAGACUGAACUACAUCUCCAGAUUCAUCUCUCAUAUGACUGCUACAUGUGGGCCGAUAUUCAAAUUACUCCGUAAAGAUCAAGGGAUUGUUUGGACGGAAGAUUGCCAGAAAGCUUUUGACAGCAUCAAAGGGUAUUUGUUAGAACCUCCGAUUCUUGUCCCUCCGGUCGAAGGGAGGCCUUUGAUCAUGUAUUUGACUGUGUUAGAAGAUUCUAUGGGCUGUGUGUUGGGUCAACAAGACGAGACUGGAAAGAAAGAGCACGCCAUUUACUACUUGAGUAAGAAGUUUACUGAUUGUGAGUCCCGAUAUUCUAUGCUUGAGAAAACCUGUUGCGCUUUGGCAUGGGCUGCUAAGCGUCUUCGUCACUAUAUGGUUAAUCACACUACUUGGUUGAUAUCCAAAAUGGAUCCGAUCAAGUACAUUUUUGAGAAGCCGGCUUUAACAGGAAGAAUUGCUCGUUGGCAGAUGUUAUUGUCCGAGUAUGAUAUUGUCUACCGCACUCAGAAAGCCAUCAAAGGUAGUAUUCUGGCUGACCAUUUAGCUCAUCAACCAAUUGAAGAUUAUCAGCCUAUCAAGUUUGAUUUUCCAGAUGAAGAGAUCAUGUAUUUAAAGAUGAAAGAUUGUGACGAACCGUUGUUUGGUGAAGGUCCUGAUCCAGACUCCAAGUGGGGUUUGAUAUUUGAUGGGGCGGUUAAUGUCUAUGGUAAUGGAAUAGGGGCAGUUAUCCUUACUCCAAAGGGUACUCACAUUCCUUUCACUGCAAGACUCCGGUUUGAUUGUACGAACAACAUUGCAGAAUAUGAAAUCAAAGGAAAAUGGGAGACUCAUCAUGAUGGUUUGGUACCGUACAGAGACUAUGCAAGACGUCUUUUGACUUUCUUCAACAAGGUGGAACUGCACCACAUUCCUCGGGAUGAGAAUCAAAUGGCGGAUGCCCUAGCUACUUUAUCUUCAAUGAUCAAAGUGAAUCAUGGCAACGACGUGCCGCUGAUCAGUGUCAAAUUCCUUGAUAGGCCUGCUUAUGUGUUUGCAGCCGAAGCAGUUUUCGAUGAUAAGCCGUGGUUUCAUGAUAUUAAAGUGUUUCUUCAAACUCAAGAGUACCCUCCUGGGGCAUCCCGUAAAGAUAAGAGAACCUUAAGAAGAUUGUCUGGUAACUUCUUUCUAAGUGGAGAUGUUUUGUACAAAAGGAACUUUGAUUCAGUUUUACUCAGAUGUGUGGACCGACGAGAAGCAGAUUUGUUAAUGCAUGAGAUACAUGAAGGCUCAUUUGGGACUCAUUCUAGUGGAUAUUCAAUGGCUAAGAAAGCAUUGAGAGCAGGCUACUACUGGAUAACGAUGCAUGCGGACUGCUAUCACUAUGCCAAGAAAUGUCACAAGUGCCAGAUUUAUGCGGAUAAGAUUCAUGUGCCGCCGUCUAUGCUCAAUAUUAUCUCAUCUCCAUGGCCGUUCUCUAUGUGGGGCAUUGAUAUGAUUGGUCGGAUCGAACCAAAAGCUUCCAAUGGACAUCGUUUCAUACUAGUGGCCAUUGACUACUUCACCAAGUGGGUUGAAGCGGCUUCUUAUGCCAAUGUAACCAAGCAGGUGGUGGUCCGGUUUAUCAAGAACAAUAUCAUAUGUCGCUAUGGUGUCCCUAACAAGAUUAUCACGGAUAAUGGGGCAACCCCUUUUUCCUUGGUGUAUGGUACGGAAGCGAUACUUCCUGUAGAAGUUGAAAUCCCGUCUUUGAGAGUCUUGAUGGAAGCUGAGUUGUCAGAGGCUGAAUGGUGUCAGAAUAGGUACGAUCAGUUGAAUUUGAUUGAGGAGAAGCGCAUGGCUGCUUUGUGUCACGGACAACUAUAUCAGACCAGGAUGAAACAAGCAUUUGAUAAGAAGGUUCGUCCCCGUGAAUUUAAAGAAGGAGACCUGGUGGUCAAGAGUAUCAAGUCUUUUCAACCAGACCCCAGGGGCAAGUGGACACCUAAUUAUGAAGGUCCCUAUGUAGUGAAGAGAGCUUUCUCUGGUGGUGCUUUAAUUCUUACAACCAUGGAUGGAGAGGAUUUACCUCGUCCUGUUCGUGGGAUAUUCGGAAAAGAGAAAGAGUCUUCCGACGCGGGCAUAGCAAGCAGCAGAUCAAACUUUUUCUCGUUUAAAUCCGCUCUUUCUCCGAUCCAAUCAGAGAUCUAG
Medicago truncatula (barrel medic) is the source of this 6558-nucleotide messenger RNA. RefSeq lists its product as uncharacterized. The coding region runs from base 1 to 6558 and encodes 2185 amino acids. Gene Ontology annotation, molecular function: nucleic acid binding; RNA-DNA hybrid ribonuclease activity. The record is from RefSeq and is a predicted model, not a curated record. Gene Ontology annotation, biological process: DNA integration. NCBI's taxonomy places the organism in Eukaryota, Viridiplantae, Streptophyta, Magnoliopsida, Fabales, Fabaceae. The transcript is spliced from 7 exons.